This is a messenger RNA of Megalobrama amblycephala (Wuchang bream), 2177 nucleotides long. RefSeq lists its product as uncharacterized. Lineage: Eukaryota; Metazoa; Chordata; Actinopteri; Cypriniformes; Xenocyprididae. Bases 112 to 957 code for a protein of 281 amino acids. The record is from RefSeq and is a predicted model, not a curated record. The transcript has 6 exons.
GGAGGGAGAGAGAGUGGGGGAAACUUUGAGAUUUCGCAGUCUACCUUUAGUUGUGGUUUAGCCUGCCGUUUAACGCCUGAACAAUACGCAAGAACGAGCAAAACUUUGACCAUGUUCAGAUGUGUGAAUCUACUGAUGCUGUUUUACUUUGUCAAUUAUAGCGGAACUGCCCCUGUAGGAAACACUCUUAUAUCUGUGAUGGGGAAAAGGGGAGGAAGCGUCAUCCUGCCGUGUGAAUUUGAGGCCAGAGGGAUUUCUGAUAUUGUUUUAAGCAAAUGGUCAAAAAACAUCCUUGUUUGUGAGAAUGAAGAAUGUAAGAGUGGUCGAGUAUUUAAAAAAGGAUCAUGUGACGUCAUCCUGAUGGAUCUGAUCUUCAGUGAUGCUGGGAAAUACAUUCUGAGACUCUAUUACAAUAAUGAUCAGAGAGAGCUGGAGCGACUAAUCAGGAAGUACCAACUUCAUAUUCAGGAUGAGAUUUCUGUGAAAACAGGAGAGCAGCUGAAGAUGGAUGUUCUGUUGAUCAAUGCUGAGAAAGUGGAGAAAAACUCCAGUGGAGAGUGGACAGAGGUGUGGACGAGAGGUCACGGGGUCAGCAGUGAUCGACUGACCGACAGUAAUGGAAAACUGACCAUUAGUAAUUUUACAGUCUCUGACACUGGAACAUACAGAGUUCUGGACUCUGAAGGAGAAAUCUUGAUCACAGUCACAGUCACAGAAUCUGGUACAGACUUUAAUAGAAAACUGGACACAGAUGAUAUCAAACCUUAUGACACUGAACAAUUUACUGUAGGGCAUUGGAUUUUGUCUGUUGGAAUGGUUGUUUAUGUGGUUCUGCUGACUCUGGUUCUGAUUAUACUUGUCAUCAGGAAACACCAAUUUCGGAACAAGAAAGUGGAUCAUGAUUCCUCCCAAGGGAUCCCAUUGCAAUCAGUUGUACAUGAGGCCCAGAUCACCUGACGUCACUGGUUAAUUGCAAUUCACCUUCAGAAACAACAAUCUGCAGAAGAUUCUGUCAGCAUAUGCAAUAUGUAUUUAAUAUACAAUACAUAUUAACUUUUGGACUGCAAUCUUGCACCAAAAUGAUUUUUGUUGACACUGCAUUUAGUGACAGUGACCUAAAGAUCUGUGGCUGUUUAAAAAAAUAGGUAUAUUCGUCUAAUUUGAAUACAAAAAAAUAAGACUGAUUUGACUUUUGGCUAACUGCUGGUUGGUCAGACUUCUUCUUAAGACUCUGCCUUAUCAUGGUUAUGUGUUUAUGCAGCUGACCUCUGAACUGGUAACAGAAAGGUUACAAAUCCUAAUUCAUGAACUAGGAAUUAUUGUUUCUAUUGCAUCGAUCAACUACUGUUUCUUUUAGCUGCUGCAAUGAUGGCUGAACUACAACAUUAUGGUGUCUAAAACAGUGCUCAGUUUUCACAGCUGAAGCACAUGCUUUACUUUUAGCUUGGGAAUAUAUUGGAAAUGCACAACAAAAGAAUUUUAUAAUUCUCACGGAUUCCAAAUCAUGUCUGCAAGCAAUGGAAGCUUCAGAAACUGACCCUCCUGUGGUAGACUCCGUUUUAAUUAAAGUGGACCAUUUAUCAGUUCUUUAGUAUUAUCUUCUGCUGGGUUCAAAAUCCUCUUUCAGACCUCAAGCCUACUGUGAAAACAACAAAUGACAUAAAAUCCAUCCUAAAAUGGAUCCUCAGCAGACUUUUAUUCCAUUUUAAAGCAAGAUUUGAUCAAGUGGUUGUUGACUGGGCGUCGUAUUGGACCUACAAGACGGACUGAUUCAAUUCUGCUGAAAAAUGAAGAGACCCGACCUUAUGUAGGUUCUGCAAGAUCUGCCUUUCUAUUAAACAUGUCUCAUUGGACUGUCCUGCUUUGAAUGUAAAGAAGACAAUGUCUUUAUUUAAUAAGCUCAUUUAAGCCCUUGUUUAGUAAGAUUUUACCAUAAAAAGUUUGAUUUUGUAGCAUAUAUAAAUGUAAACCAUCUUGGAUUAUCUUGUGAUUUAUUUUUCUUUUCUAUUUUUAUUUAUUUAUUGUAUUUAUGGAACUCUUGUUUUUCAGGUACAUAAAUUUAAAUUUAAAGUCUCCCUGUGGUGAAAAUCAAGUUUUUAAUGUUGUUUAUAUGUCUCUGUGGUGUUUUAAUGUGCUUUUAAGACAAACCAUGUGCAAAUUCAUAAGUCAACACCAUU